Molecule: messenger RNA, 1557 nt
Organism: Cajanus cajan (pigeon pea)
Lineage: Eukaryota; Viridiplantae; Streptophyta; Magnoliopsida; Fabales; Fabaceae
Product: gibberellin 2-beta-dioxygenase 2
Source: RefSeq, a predicted model, not a curated record
AAUACCCCCAUAUAGGUGUUAUAUUCCAUACCUUCCUUCCUUCAUCUUCUUUUCUCAUACUCUCUAUCUCCCUAGUUCUCUAUUUUUCUUCUCUCAUAUAAUAACCCCCAUAGUUUACCAACUCAAUAACCACCUUAAUUUUCUUCUUUCACCUCCUUGAGUUCCCAUUCAUUGAUCGAUUCAUUCAAUUAUAGGAUCAAAUAUGGUGGCUGCUUCCCCAAAAUCCAUAAGGAGCGAAAAGAUUUUACCCAUUGAACUUCCCGUGGUGGACCUAUCUGCGGAAAGAUCCAUGGUGACAAAACUCAUCGUGAAGGCUUGUGAGGACUAUGGUUUCUUCAACGUGGUUAACCAUGGUGUCCCUCGUGACACCAUAGCCAAAAUGGAAGAAGCAGGCUUCGAUUUCUUUGCCAAACCAAUGGCCCAAAAGAAACAGCUUCCUCCUUAUGGCUGCAAGAACAUAGGCUUCAAUGGAGACAUGGGCGAGGUCGAGUACCUUCUACUCGCUGCCACUCCUCACUCCAUUGCUCACUUCAAAAACAUCUCCAAUGUGCCAUCAAACUUCAGCUCUACUGUGAGUGCAUACACAGAAGGUGUGAGGGAGUUGGCAUGUGAGAUUUUGGAGCUAAUGGCAGAGGGUCUGGGGGUCCCUGACGCAAGGGCUUUCAGCAGGUUGAUCAGGGAUGUUGAUAGUGACUCAGUCCUUAGGUUCAAUCACUACCCUCCUAUACUUAACAAAGACUGCAAGGACAAGGACAAGGACAAGUCCCCUUCCCACAGCCACACCAAGGUUGGCUUUGGGGACCAUUCUGACCCUCAGAUCCUUACCAUCCUCAGAUCCAACGAUGUUCCUGGCCUCCAAAUCUCUCUCCAAGAUGGCGUGUGGAACCCAGUUGCUCCUGACCCUCAAGCUUUCUGUGUUAAUGUGGGUGAUCUUUUACAGGUGAUGACAAAUGGAAGAUUUGUGAGCGUGAGACAUAGGGCCGUGACCAACUCAUACAAGUGUAGAAUGUCGGUGGCAUAUUUCGGGGCUCCACCACUCGAUGCAUGCAUUGUUGCACCCUCAGUUAUGGUUACGCCUCAGAGGCCCUCACUCUUCAAAACCUUUACUUGGGCUGAAUACAAGAAAGUUACGUACUCUAUGAGGCUCGGGGAACGCCGCAUCGACCUUUUCAGGAAGUAGAGUGCUAGGUUCUUCAACAGUGCUCAAAAGUGCACUUGCUAGUAAUUAAUACUACCAUACUCUAAAGGUUUUGUUGCCCUUGUGACUUGUGAGGUGGUACUGGUAUAUGCUUUGCCAAAAUGUGCAAACAAGUUUUGGGUUGCGUCAAACUCGGCAAAUUAACUUUAUAAGGAAAAUAAACAAGAAAAAAAAAAGUUUUUGUUGAUGGGUAAUUGUGUUUGAGUUUCUUUGUGUCCGGGGUUGUUGUUUGUUGUUGUGAUUAUAAGGGGAUGGAGUUUGGUUCUAACUUCUAAGUUAUUAUCAAAAUGUUCUCAAAAGAUUGAUACCAUGUGUGAGAAUGCUUUUAUUUCAUGGAAUGAUGUUAUCGAAGAUCAAGA